This is a messenger RNA of Suillus paluster, 2786 nucleotides long. Its product is annotated as HOOK-domain-containing protein. Gene Ontology annotation, cellular component: cytoplasm; centrosome. The record is from RefSeq and is a predicted model, not a curated record. Gene Ontology annotation, molecular function: microtubule binding; dynein light intermediate chain binding. The transcript has 14 exons. Bases 141 to 2615 code for a protein of 824 amino acids. Gene Ontology annotation, biological process: cytoplasmic microtubule organization; cytoskeleton-dependent intracellular transport. NCBI's taxonomy places the organism in Eukaryota, Fungi, Basidiomycota, Agaricomycetes, Boletales, Suillaceae.
GGUGGAACAAGUCAAUGCAUCAAGUGGACAUUCCGAUUAUGUAAGUAAGCGAUAGUGCUUGGGACGCGUUCGUGGAGACAGGGUCCUCCCUAGUACUUACCUACCACCACCACCGCUGCGAGCUCGCAAUCCUGACAGCCAUGUCUGAGCAGGAGAGAAAAGAGAUCAACGCCUUCAUCUCUUUUUUUGCGACUUUCAACCUAGCGCGGCCAGUCACUACCGUUGCCGACCUUAGCGAUGGCGCCGCGCUCUUCGAUGUCCUCGCUCUGGUAGACGCAGAUUACUUCAGACAGUUCAGCAGGUCCUCCGCACAGCUCUCCGACAACUGGGUUCUCCGAUUCAGCGCACUCAAGCGUCUCUACCGACUCCUUACGCAGUACUUCGCUGAAGUCCUGCAGAAACCUACCAGCGGACUCGAAGUCCCAGAUUUGCAGGCAAUUGCGAAGGACCGUCAUGUCGGCGCGACGCUCAUCAUGUGCCGGAUAACGAUCGCGAUUGCGGUGCAGUGCGAGCAGAACAAGGAGAUUAUUGAUCGGAUUCAGAAGUUGAGUGAGGAGGAUCAGCAUUUUUUGAUGAAGGCUAUUGAGCAGGUCAUGGUCAAGAUCAGUGCUUCUCAAGGGGAUAUCGGUGUCGGAGAAGCCAGCAUGACAGAAGACGACCAUUACUACCUUAUACAAUCAGAAAGAAGCCAGAUCCUCUCAGAGAAGGAGACUGUAGAGAAGGUCUACCAGACGCUUCUCGAAGAGCACAGAACGCUACAAACCAAUUACGAUGAUGCGGUCUCCGAAAAGGACGAUGCACUGACACGGUUACGAGAAGCUCAAAGGGAGAUCGAGAGCAGACGCAAUGACAAUGCUUACGGGAUGAUGCGGGCCGAGAUUGAGCGCCUUCGGACUGAGCUCCAAAAGAGCGAAGAUAACCUUGCCAUGGCGGAGGCCGAGCUUGACAAACACACGUCGCUGGUGACUGACCUUACACGGCGAAUCGACGAGUUGCAGGUCAAAGCUGACGAGGCUGCGCGCCUCAAAGACCAAUUAGACGAGUAUCGACAUGCAGCCGACAAACUACAGAAGACCGAGAACGUCAUGGAGAAGUAUAAGAAGAAACUCCAGGAGGGUGCUGACUUACGACAACACGUCAAGUCGCUGGAGAAACAAAAUGCCAAUCUCGUCGACAAGAAUGCAGCGCUCGAGGAGGACUACCGCAAGGUCGCCGCGUUCAAACCACUCAUGGAGUCUUACAAGAACCAGAUCGCCGAACUUGAAGGAAAGGUUUCAACACGGUCACAAGAGGUCGAGACAGUGAAGUUUGAGUUGGAACAAACCCGUACGAAGUUGAAGAUCACUUCUGAGGAGCGCAAGAAGGACACCGAGAUGUUGGAGUUGUACCAGGAGCGCAUGCGCGAGAUGGAACUAACUUCGCAUCGGGCACCUACCACGUUAAAGACCGAGACACAGUCUACAGAGCAUACAGGGAACAACGAUGAGCUCACCGAGGAAGAGCUUAUGGGCGACUCAUUUGGUCUUGAUGGAGAGCUGGAUGACGCCAUCACAGGAACGACGAUGACAGAUUUGAAGCUGCAGGUGAAAAAGUUGCAGCGGGAGUUAACAUCCGUCAAGAAGAACGAAGCGGAUGCCAGCCGUAUACUAGUCCUCGAGAACCUGCUAGAGGACGCUAAUAGGAUGAAGGCACGGUACGAAGCAGAUUAUAUGACUGCCCAUCGAGAAAAACUGGUGUUACAACGCGACCUCGAAGAAAUCCGGAGUGGUAAAGCGCUAGGUGACGGGCCGGAAGCUGCAAUCGCGCUACGACAACGUCUUAACGAGACAGUGGAUCAAUUGGAUUCUUUACGGAAAGAGCACGCCGAACUGGAAGUCGCCUUCGAGACGCAGAAGAGGGAGCUGACAAUUACGAAAUCAGAUCUGAACCUUGUAAACAAAGACCAACUCGACAUUCUUGCAUCAUUGCGAGAAUCCCUCAACGAAGACAAGGCGGGGAUGGAAGCUGACGUGACUCGCUUGAAGAACCAGAUUAGGGAGCUAAGCGAGAAGAAUAAGAUGCAACUGGAGCAGGUUAAUGCGCUCUUGCUAGAGAAGGUGAACCUGCAAAGCCAAGGUAUUGGUCAGAGGGAGAAGAUGCUUCAGCGUGAGCGAGACUUUGGUGACCUGCGAGCAUCCCUGUCUGGCAAAGACGUACCAGAAGACAUCAAGUCAAGGUUACUGACAUUGCACGAAGAUAAUGUGGUCGUCAAGGAGCAAUUGAAAACUGCCCAAGAUAAGCUUGCUAAGGCACGGCAGUUUAUCAAGUCUCAGGACAAACUUUUCAAGGAAGAGCAAGCCAAACUCGCCGGCCGUUCGACGUCAUCUUUCGAAGAGGCCGAGGGCAGCUUCCAGACUCAAAUCAAAGAUUUGAAGGAGGAAGUUCAACGCGAGAGGGCACUGCGUCUCGACGCCGAGAAGCAAUAUCGCAAAGAGUUCGCGCUAAUGUCCAGCUGCGUGCUCAACAGCGGCAUGGCCAAGCUUCGAAACUCAUCGAAUCCGUCGAAAGGCAAGCCUGCUCCUACUGCAUGGCUUCCGCGACAACGAAAUGCACUUGGAUCUGGACUUCAGCGGUAGUCCAGGGUCGGUCUUCAUUAUGAUUGCCCAUACAUAUGUUUGCACUAAUUCAGAGGACUCAUGGAGAUACCCCAGUACACUAGUUACCACCUGUUCCUUCUUUCACAAAUAAUAGUGUCAUUUCUCACUAUGCAUCUGCGUAGAUUAUCAUCCAGAGACAUUGUUACUUAG